This is a messenger RNA of Pelobates cultripes (western spadefoot toad), 15892 nucleotides long. The record is from the annotation of a GenBank genome assembly. Lineage: Eukaryota; Metazoa; Chordata; Amphibia; Anura; Pelobatidae.
CGUUUUUCCAGGCUACUCAUUUUUCCCUGUUAGAACUCUGCUAUUUCCUUUCUAUCACUGGAAGGUGAGUGAAAACAUCAGCUGGAAUGUGAAAUUAGGGGGGGGGGGGACUUGACAGGUAUCCAACUGCUGUGAUGUUUGUAUUUCAGCCCGAGAAUAACAUCAUAGCAUUGAGAUUAUAAACAGUGAGUUUGGAACAUUUCUGGGAGCUUGCAGAGACAAACUCGCUGCAUUCCUAGCUCAGGCAAGCCAUGCAUUUGAUAAAUGUUCUGUAGAUUAUCAUGAAGGUGUUGGUGAAAAACAGAUCCUGUCUGGUUUUUGUCUCCUGCUUAGUGACACAGGUAAGGAGAUACAUUCUUCACACUUUCAUGUUACUAUGGCUUUAAGUAAUUAAUGGCUCUCUAUUACUAUUAAAAAAGAUCUGCAUAUUUUCUCAUAAUCGUUUAAGAGUUUUAUAAACAUGCUUCAACUUUAGAAUCCUGCCAGAAAUACUGUACGUAGUUACCAAUAAUCUGAAUGUGUCAUUUCAGAAUCAGGUGUGUAUUACGUUUUAAAUAACUCAAUGUAGAGAGGUUUUGAUGUUUGUCGCUUCUUUAAAUUUUGUUUAAAAAUUUAUAAUUCUGAGGUUUUUGUUUGGAGGUCAAUUCAUUAGCACAAUGUAGCAUCAAAGGAAUGUUAAAAUAUAUUGUCAAUGUACACAGAUCAUAUUUGAACUUGAGGCUGUAUUAACAACGUGAAAGAUACAGAGAUCAUGUUAACAUCAGCGCUGUGGAAUAUGUUGGUGCCAUAUAAAUAAUUGUAAGUGUAAUACUAAACAUACAAAAAGAUGCAUCUGUAGGAAUCUGAUACAGAUAUGUCUCCAAGAACUGAUGAGUAACAGCAUGGGUUUUGAGGAGGGAGACUUGUCACCAGACUCCAAAUCUCAGGGGCCUUGGGGUGCUCACCCAGUGACUACAUUUAGCUGGGGAAAUCUGAGUGGCAAUUGCUAGGCUAGAAACUGUUAAAGGAAAACUGUAUUUUUUUUUUUUUUAUCAUUCCUGAAAAUAAAAAGUGCAUGUAAUACAGGCCUGUUGCACAUUAUUUUUUAAAUUGAAGCGGCACUGUCACCGUUGAAGGCCGAAAUCGAAAAGUCCCCAAGUGGUGCCAUAGCAGCUGGUGGUCCGAUGAAUGCAUGGGGCAGGUAAGGGUGAGAUUACUUACCUGAACCUGUCCCUCGCAUGUGCUGCCAUCUUGGUCACGCUGCUCUCCUUCAGCUACUGGUGCUUCUUUUGACGGCUGCAGGUAAAAAAAAAACUCUGCCUCUUUGGUUGAGAUCAUGGAGAUCGAUUAUCUCAGCCAAUCCAAUGCUUCGAGAUCGAUUAUCUCAGCAAAUCCAAGUCACGCUGCUCUCCUUCAACUACUGGUGCUUCUGUUGACGGCUGCAGGUAAAAAAAAAACUCUGCCUCUUUGGUUGAGAUCAUCGAGAUCGAUUAUCUCAGCCAAUCCAAUCAUCGAGAUCGAUUAUCUCAGCCAAUCCAAUAGGAAAGCAAUGGGAGGCUUGUGCGCAUGCCCAAUCAGGUAGUCUCUCAACAUCCACUGCAGGGUUAAGAGAGGGGGACACGGCACCUAGAUCACUUUAUUGAGAUGAAGUGGUCUGGGUGACUAUAGAGUCCCUUUAAAUUAGCUCUUCACUUUUUGGGAUUGCACGAAUACUUUAGCAGAUAAUUGAUAAGAAUUUAUACACACCUAUUGCUGAUGUUAGCUUUAGAGCAGUCAGUCUCUAUAACCGCUGGCCUGUUAAUUCUCCUUCGUGACUGUUCCAUUAUUACUGUAAUAGUUAUUGGUGGGUGGCGUGGGUCCGUGAUGUCCCAUUUUGAUGUCAUGUUUCUGUUCUGUUAACACAGGGCAUGUCCUGGUUCUUAUUUUGGCUGAGCAUAGAUAGUAUCUGGUUUUGCAUUUGGUUUGAUGGUCAGUUCUUCUGCAUUAUAUUUUUGACAGUCAAUCUGAGCAAUAUAUGCUAUCAGACUAUUUUAGUACGUCCCAUAAACAUGAUGGUCACUAAUUAUUUUAUUGCAGUUUAUAUGAUGGCCAGAUGAUUGGCUUAGCGCUUGCGAUUAUCUUAUUUACAUAUAUUUUUCUAAAACACUAACAAAAUCUGAGAGAACUUAAAACAUAGACUACUAGGACACAAUGUUUCUCCCACUUAAAGGAUCACUAUAGUGCCAGGAAAACAUACUCGUUUUCCUGGCUCUAUAGGGUCCUUGGGUCCCUCUCGCCCUCUGGGUCCCCCCCCUCGCCGGGCUCUAGGGAGAGGAAGGGGUUAAUCCCUUACCUUUUUUCCAGCGCUGGGGACUCUCCUCUUCCUUUCCCGUCAUCGGCACUACGCGCGCAUUCAGCCAUUCUCAUAGGAAAGCAUUCUCAACGCUUUCCUAUGGACGCUGGCGUCUUCUCACUGUGAAAAUCACAGUGAGAAGCGCGGAAGCGCCUCUAGCCGCUGACAAUGAGACAGCCACUAGAGGCUGGAUUAACCCAUUUGUAAACAUAGCAGUUUAUCCUAGAGGGACCUGGCACCCAGACCACUUCAUUUAAAUUUUCGGUAUUUUGGCUAAAAUGUAAAAACAUACUUUGAAUUCCCAAAAACGACACUUUGAAUAAGAUAUUUUGUCAGAGGUUUAUUGUCUAAAAUGGGAAUUGUGAAUAAAAUUAGCAUUUUCCUUUUCCACAAUUCCCUCUUAGUGAAUAAAUCCCUAUAUUAUGAAAUGUUUAACACGCGGCUAUAAUUCUACGCACGUUAAAGAUAGGGUCCAUUUAAUUAUAGCAUAUACAUUUAUCACUUGUGAAUGUAACUUCUAUGGUAUCCAGCUUGUGGGUGGUUAUGAUACUGUGCAGAAAUACAAAUGUAGCAACUUUUUACAAUAUAGGGUAACUAUUUAAGGAGUGUUUAAAAAAAAUAAAUAAAUAAACACUCCAAACACCAUAACCAGUGCAGCCCGCUAUUCUGUCCCAGAAUAAUCUGUCAAAAUGUUUAGCAUGGUUUGACAUUUACCUGGUUCUGCUCAGCAUCUCAGCUGCUUCCGAUCUUCUUGAGCAGAAGAAACUGCAUGAUGAAGUAGGGUAGGUAUUCAUUAUUUGACUGAGCACUCUCAGCAAAUGAAUGAGCUGAAUGAAUUUAUUUCUGUAUUGGACUGUAGAUGUUAUGGUGUUUUGAGUGUUCCUUUGAUUGAUUUUUUUUUAGAUAUGUGCUCAGCUCUGUCGAACCCCUUGCUACUGCCCGUGGAUUCCACCAAGAUGUCCUGUUGGUGUUCCCCUCAUCAUGGACGGCUGUGGUUGCUGUAGAAUUUGUGCAAGAAGGCUUGGUGAAUCUUGCAACCAAAUCUACCCGUGUGAUCAGACGCAAGAACUGACCUGCGAUUUUUCGACAAGCAUGGACGGAAGAGACGGCACGUGUAAUUGUGAGCACAUACCUAUUGUACCUUCUUUUACAAAAUUAACCUCAGUCUCACUAGAACCCAGUCCAAUAUAACCGAAGAAAAAAUGCCAUCAAAUCAACGGUCACGCACACAAUUAUGGAAGAGAGAAUGAGUUGGUAGAAAACGCCAAAGCAAUUUCUUUGGCCAUAUUUAUCCCGUUACAUAAACAGUAAUGUCUGAGUGACAUUUACCUAUCCAUAUCUACACAAUACAUAUAUUCUAAGCAUUGGCAUUUAAAAUGGUGGACACAGGCAGAAUUCUCUCUGUCUUUCAGUUUGAAAACCAUUUCUAUUCCGGAGUACUCCAUAUUGUGUCUAGACAAUCCGAGUAAAAUUUUAUCAGUUUAGAAUGACAGAUAUUUGUUUUUUUUUUCUGCCUGGACUUUAACGAUCAAUAGCUCAGUCUGGGUAAAUAGAUAUUAUUGACAUGGGUUAUUCAUUGAUAUGCGUGGACACUGAAAUUCUUCAGCUAAUUUACUCAAGCUACGAGUCUUAUAAAAAAAGCCAUGUAUUUAGGAUCGGUGGCUUCUUUGACUCCUGACAUUCUAAAUUCGGAUUUCCGUGGGCCCUUAUUGGUUAGAUAUUCAGGGGCUCCUUAAAAGCACAAUUGAUACAUUUAAUUAAAUUAUGUCAUGAUCUUUAAUAAGACACAAAUCAUUAAUUAAAUCACCAAGAGAAAUAGAUAAACUUGAAAGGUUUGCAGGUAUAACCGUUAAACCCUCAGUUUUUCUCGAGUGUAGCGCUCCGUGUUGUUUUGAAGAAUAAAUUAGUAAAUAUAUAUAUAGUGCUUCUUUUGCACUUACCCUCUAUGUCACACUUGUAUUACAUAGGGAAAAGAAAGAAAGAAAUACAAAUAAUCGUGCAGUAUAUCAAAAUAAUUCCAGUGAUUUUGUGAGUUUUUUAAGUUUAAAUCCACUCACAUUUUUUAGAGCCUUUUACAGUUUUAAGGCUCUAAACUUCCUGGCGUCUGUGUCUUUUCCGGGUAGAACACACGACCCUUCUCUCACGAUAUGCACAUAUAUGUUUUCCUCCACAUUGGACAAAGAAAAGAUAGAUAAUCCAAUCUAGGUGUAGUAUUUUAAGUAUUGAUAAAAUCAAUAUAAAUAAAAUACAAUAUUGCUCACCUUAUUUAGAGCCCUUGGUACCUGGCUCUAAGUGUGUAGGCCUAGUGUCAAUUAGUGGGGUGACACUACCCCUUCUUGGAAUCACUUGAAUGGGAUGCAGUAAACUAUAUUUAAAUAAAUAGUAUAUUUAUUGCUUUAAGAAAUUAAAAUGUAUACAAACUUUAUAUAAAAUAACAAACAAAUAUAUAAAAAAGUUCCAAAUGGAAUAAAAGUGCCAAAACGCGUUUCACCGUCAAACGGCUUCCUCAGUCAGCUUCUGAAGCUGACUGAGGAAGCCGUUUGACGGUGAAACGCGUUUUGGCACUUUUAUUCCAUUCCAUUAAGCUGAAGUGGUCUGGGUGCCUAUAGUGGUCCUUUAAUGAAACAGCCAUGUCCUUCUGUCUCUGUAAAAUAGUAAUCUGGACAGACAUGCUCUCAGCUAUUGGUAAAACGUGCAGAGGCACUGUGUAUUAUAGGAGUAGGAACGAUGAACAUUAUAUAUCACAAUAUGCAAUGUAGGAACUAUUUGUUUUUCGCUGACCUUUGGACUCUAUAGCUAUUAAUUAAGCAUGUAAAUGUAUACUAUUACAGUUUGUUAAUUUAAGAUGAAUAUGUAUUUUCAGACAAUCAUGAUGGGAAUUGUGAACAUGAUGGGAAGGUGUACCAAGAUGGCGAAACCUUUCAGCCCAGCUGUAAAUUCCAGUGCAAAUGUCUGGAAGGGGGAGUUACAUGCACACCUCUCUGCAGUGAGGAUAUUCUCCUCCCAACGCCAGAGUGCCCCUCUCCGAAACGCGUUGGAAUCCCAGGGAAAUGCUGCCAGGAGUGGAUUUGCGAUGGACAACAGAACCGAAUUUCUAGUGUUCUGGUGAGAGGUAACCACUGUAUGGUACAUAACUUUAAGGGACAUAACUGGCAAAACAUUUUUUUUUUUUUAAUUUGUUCCUUUCAUUUAUAAUACAUAAAAAAAAAAUAAGAAAUUUAAAAAUGUUAAAUUAAAAAGUUCAAUGCUCUGCUCAGAGUGAGGCUGACAACCAGGGCCAGAUUAAGAGCCCAGUGGGCCUGGUGCUGACAAUUAUGACGGCCCUAAUUACAGAAUCAUAUCGACCAAAAACAGUAAAACACUCCCAGGUGUCAUGUAUCUGAUGGAGAAGGUGCUGGAGAGAAAGAAAACAGCAGCAAUAAGAAAACACAUACCCUAGGCUAAUCUCUCACUAAUUUAUGUUUUCAUCUUUCAAGUAAAUCCAUAACCCCUAACAGCAGUGUCCAGUCAAGCAGAAAGUCAAUGGGCACGGUAAAAGGGUGUGCCACUGACACAAAUCACGUAACCUGCCAAAAGGGGCGAACAUGCCCAAAAAGGGGGCAUGUCUGCCCAAAGAAUUAGAAGGCCAGCCUGGUAUGAAUGCAUGUCAGGUUGCCUGCCAAUCAUGCAGCUGGCCAACUAAGGGCAUACUAUGCAGACAGCACCCUGAGCUUGGCAUAAAUGCAUCUAAGGAUGCGCUCACUCUAAGGACUGUUCCCUAGCACUCGCUGGUCCACUUGUCUCCUUACCUUCUUACUAGCAGGCAGAAGCUCCUGGUAUAUGGUCUGGGACAGAGAAAAGCUGUAUGUAGUGAGUGUAGAAGAAAGGGAACAUGCCACAGUGUUAGAGAGACCAAAGUCAGCAUUACCUUAAAGGAUCAAUAUAGGGCCAGGAACACAAACAUUAAUUCAUGACCCUAUAGUGUUAACACCACCCCUGGGCCCCUCAUGCCUCCAUAAAUAUAGCAAAAUCUUACUAUAUUCAAGCCUGAAGCUGUAACUCUGAAUGCUGUUAGACUCAUAAAAACAAGCAGUCUACUGACAUCAUUAGAAGUGGUGGCCUGAUCCAAUCACAGUGCUUCCCCAUAGGAUUGGCUGAGACUGAAAAAGAGGCAGAUCAGGGUCAGAGCCAGCAUGAUUCAAACACAGCCCUGGUCAAUCAGCAUCUCCUUAUAGAGAUGAAUUGAAUUAAUGAAUCUCUAUGAGGAAAGUUCAGUGUCUGCAUGCAGAGGGAGGAGACACUGAAUGUGUGUAUGCAUUUUAGGCAGCCAUGACCCGGGAAGGAUCUCUAACAGCCAUCUAAGGAGUGGCCAGUGAAGUUAUCACUAGGCUGUAAUGUAAAGACUGCAUUUUCUCUGAAAAGACAGUGUUUAUAGCAAAAAGCCUGACAGAAAUGAUUCUACUCACCAGAACAAAUUCAAUAAGCUGUAGUUGUUCUGGUGACUAUAGUGUCCCUUUAACUAUAUUCAUUGUCAGCCAGUCCACACAAGUUUUGUUCCCAUACAUCCCUCUUAAGUUUCCAUACUUAAGAAAGAGUAUGUGAAAAGUAGUUAGGGUUGCCACCUUUCUUGGAAAAACAUACCGGCCUUACUAAUUUGCAUAAUUAAAUAGGUAUAGGUGACAUCACAUGAUGUAAAUCACAAGGAAUGACAUAAGAGAAAAUUCUGUAAAAUCACCAAAAAACUACUUAGUUUGAUUCUGCUGUAUAGAUGGAUUCCUCCCAGUGCCCCCAUGUCUCCCAGUGCCCCCAUGUGUCGAUUACUCCAGGUCUCAGUGUUCCUAUGUAUCAGUGUCUCAGUGCCCCAUGUCUCCCAGUGUCCCCUAGUGUCGUGUCCCCAGGUCUCCCAGUUAUCCUAUGUAUCACAGUGUCUCAAUGCCCCAUGUCUCCCUUUGUCCCCAUGUAUCCCAGGGUCCUCAUGUCACUAGGACACUAGGAAGACGGGGAGACCUGGGGACAUGGGGAGACCUUGGGACACGGAGACACCAGUGACACUGGGAGGCUAGGGGACUCUGGCAGGGAUACAUUGGGACAAUGGGAAAAUAGGGGACACUUGAAGACAUGGGGACACAGACACCAGGGACACAGACACUAGAGACACUGGCUGGGGGACAUGGGGACAUUGAGACAUGGGGGCACUGGGAGACAUUGUGACACUGAGACACCAGGGCCACAGACACUAGGGACACUAGCUUGGAGACAUGGGGACAUUGUGACACUUGAGGCACUGAGAGACAUGGAGGCACUAGGAGACAUGGGGACAGUGAGACACUGGCAGACUGGGGGCACUGGGAGACUAGGGGGCACUGAGACACCAGGGACACUGGCUGGGAGACAUGGGGACACUGUGCCCCCAUGUGUCUGUGUCAUAAUGUCUCCCAAUGUCCCUUAGUGUCUCAGUGUCCCCAUGUCUCCUUGCAGCCUUUCCCCCAUCCCUUACUUCCCUGAGCUGUAGGCUGUCUCUGCAGGGUGGGAGUUGCUGUCUGGACUCUCUGUAGCUGCUCCCCUGCAGAGCAGUGAGUAUAGAUAGGCAGGGAGGGAUAUGCUGGAACUUCCUAUCCUUGCCUGUCUCCACAUACAGCGACCCCUACUGGUCAGUGCUGGUAUUGCAGAGUAAUCUCUUGUUUAUACUGAGAAAAAUACCAGCAUUUGUAUUGCCAGUAUCACUGCAAUAUUGGCACCAGCCAGGCAGCCACAAAUACUGUGCCAAUAAAAUAAAAGCCACGUGGAAUCCCUAAGAGUAGUGUGUGGAAAAAAAAAUGUUAAAAAAAAAAAAAAAAAAAAAAUUUAAAUCAAUGGGCCUAUUCCAUGGGCCUAUUCCAUGGGCAUGGGCCUGGAGCUGCAGCUCCAUCAGCCCCUAUGUUAAUCCGGCCCUGCUGACAACAGCUACAGGCAAAUUCCUCCCAGACCAGGAAAAUUCUCAACCAAUAGCAAUCCUUUGUUUCAAGUUUAUGUAGAACUGCUCUGUGAAAUGAUAGCACGAUGGCUUAUCCACAGUGUGAUUCCCAGUAGACUUGGACAUUCAGAUUGGUCAGAAUUUCGACCGAUUCCGUGUCAUAUUGUCAACCUUCAACUCAAACUUCGACUGACAUUUAAAAAAAAAUAAUGAAAAUCCGAACUGUAUCAAUUUGGAAGAACUGAAAAAUGUUUGCCGUGCACAAGUUAUCAGCCUCUGUCACUUAACACCAACUUUGAAUCACUAAUUUAUAGUUUGAGAGUAAUUUUUUGUUUUUGUGAAAGGGGCACUAGAGGCACAUUUAUCUUUCAUUUUAGGACUUCCUUGGCAGUUUUCGCAUCAAUCUGAAAUAUAUCGAAACAAAAUGAAAUUUCCAAUCGAAAAAUUUCAAAAAAUCAGAACCAUAUCAAUUCAGAAGAUACCAAAAUUUUCACUAUGCACAAAUCUAAUUCACAGUUCUCACCAGAGAGGAUAGAUGUCCUUCCUAGAUGAGUAUGUGGCCAGGACAUUUCGCGCAUACAAUUUGGACGAAAAUGACACAUUAAUAGAAGUUAAAACUUCUCCUCUAUUGUGUCAGAACCAAGAUUUGGCUUACACUUACAGAGAUUUUUACAAAUUGUGCAAAGUUGUUAUGGUGCCUAAAGUGACGCUUCAACUCACUUGUAAUAGAACAAGUGUCACCUAACCUAUUUAAAUUGGUGGGUAACUAUACAGUAUACCAUCAAAAUGACAAAUCAACAGCUGUACUUACUGUAAUUAGUACUGAUGACCCCAAGUAAAACAUGAGAAAUGUAUUAUAAGGGCGUUGGACUAAAAUGACCCUAGCGUGUAGGCCUUAUUAUAUAAAACUAGGGUCUAAAGGGAUCACAUCUAGAAAUGAGCUGUGCUCAAAAUUGGAAUCUUUUAGAGACGAUUUUUUUUGUGAUUUUAAUCAAGGAUCCAGUGUUCCUGAAGGAUCGCCACGCAGCAGACCUUUCACAUGCACAGAAUGGAGUACAGAGUGGAGUGCGUGCUCAGUAAGUUGCGACAUGGGAGUUUCCAUGAGAGUUUCAAACAAGAAUUCACACUGUAGGCUUGAGAUGCAAAGUCGCCUGUGCAUAGUGAGACCCUGCAGAGGGAUUAUCUCCACUACAAACAUGGUAAGCAAAAUUAUACCCGCAUGUUUCUCUAAUAUUUACUGAAAAAUGCAGACGUUAGUCUUAUGUCGUUCCAUGAUAUUGAAUUUCUGCUUGAGUCAACAUUUGGUACAAAUUGCAACCAUUAUUUUAAUCAGGUUUUUUUUAAACUCUGUCUUAAGGACUUAGAUGGGUGUCUUAGAUGGGCAUUCCAUUUAUACAUUUUUUAAGGACUAAACAGAAGUGAUCAGCCUCAUGCCACCCAACAUUUCAAGUGCAGAAAGCGUUAAUGUUAAAUGGACACUCCAGCCACCUUAACAAAUUAAUUUAAAUUAAGUUGUCAUGGUGUUAGGAGGUGCACUUUUACCUUAAUUGGUUAAACCAUUCUCAAACUAUUUAAUUCCAAAGUUUGCCUCCAGCGCCGAUCUGCAGGUUCCCUAGACAGCAUCCGGUUUCCAGGUGCGGAGUACCGCCAGGCAGGGACACCGCUGAAUGGCUUUGAGUAGCUAGAUGACGCUCUAAGUCAAUCUGUAGCUCCCUAUUGAUAAAAAAGGUAUUUUUUUAAUAUUUUUUUUUUUUUUAUCAAGUGGAAGCUACCGAUUGGCUUAGAGCGUCAACUGACUGCUUUAAAAGACUUAAAGGACCACUAUAGGCACCAAGACCGCUUCAACUAGAGAAACUGCUAUGUUUACAUAGAGGGUUAAUCCAGCCUCUAGUGUUUAUCUCCCUGCUCUGGCGGCGCAUGCACAUUCGGGAGCUGACGUCGGCAGGGGAGGAGAGGUCACCAGUGCCGAGGCAGCCCGGGGCUGGAUUAAGGUAAGUGGCUGAAGGGGUUUUAACCCCUUCAGCCCAGCGGGAGGGGGGCCAUGAGGUAGGGGGGGACCUAAUAACCUUAUAGUGCCAGGAAAACGGGUUUGUUUUCCUGGCACUAUAGUAGUCCUUUAAGUCUUUAAAAAAAAUGUUCUAUGAGACAAAUGUAUGUGGAAUUACCAUAUUCCUGACCUAUAAAUGUAAAACGUAACAUAUUCCAACAAGUGUCUGUUCAACAUUAAGUUUCUAUUAAAUUAAACUGUUUUCCAUUUACAGCUGAAUUGUUGGCAGGGGCCCAAUCUAAAACAAUCAGUGUGGGAUUGAAUCACCUUGCUAAUCUUUGUAUUUUAAUAAAUAUCUCAGCUGGUGGGGAAUUUUUCAACUCUAAAUGUAGAUGGGGAAAAUAAUGUACAAGGAUUUAACAGUUUGCAUAUACACAAAUGUCAAAGCUUCUAAAUAUUGUAUGUAAAACAACAUACCAGAAACUUAGCUUGCAAUUCCAACGUGAAAUAUGUCAUGUAUUACUGUCUAUGUGGCGCCAAGAAUACAGCCCAAAAUAGACUGCGCAGAUAAAUCUGACUUCAUUGGUCGGGACUAAAAAAAAAAAUGACUCCCUGAAUAAUGUAGAUUGUAGAAUAUUACAUAUUCUAUGUUUCUAUUUAUAUUAGGUAUGGAUGUCUAACGGGUUAAAAAGAACAGAUGGUAAUUUAAUAUGCUGUACCAUGAGAAGUCUGGAAUGUGGGUGUAUAAUGAGAGGAUCGAGGGUCGAGGGUCUUCAUAUAUGUCCUUAUAUGGCCAAAGUUUUAGCUAAAGGUUCUGACAUCAUUAUAGUCAUGUGUAUAAGAGAACAGAGAAAAAGGAUCACGUUCUACUGUUCUGUUGUUCACCUGACUUUCUGGACAAAAGCACUUACUCUCCAUAGAAGAGCUCUCUCUGUAACAUCAUUAAAGGACCACUAUAGUGCCAGGAAAACAUACUCAUUUUCCUGGCACUAUAGUGCCCUGAGGGUGCCCCCACCCUCAGGGUCCCCCUCCCGCCCGUCUCUGGAAGGGGGAAAGGGGUUUAAACUUACCUUUUUCCAGCGCUGGGCAGAGAGCUCUCUGCCUCCUCUCCUCCUCCGAUCCGCCCCGUCGGCUGAAUGCGCACGCGCGGCAAGAGCUGCACGCGCAUUCAGCCGGUCACAUAGGAAAGCAUUCUCAAUGCUUUCCUAUGGACGCUUGCGUGCUCUCACUGUGAAAAUCACAAUGAGAAGCACGCAAGCGCCUCUAGCGGCUGUCAAUGAGACAGCUGCUAGAGGGAAUGGGGGAAGGCUUAACCCAUUCAUGUUUAUGAAAAAAUGGGUUAACCCUAGCUGGACCUGGCACCCAGACCACUUCAUUAAGCUGAAGUGGUCUGGGUGCCUAGAGUGGUCCUUUAAGCUGCACUGACUGUUACAUUAUUUUUUUCAUAUUUAUUGCUGUUUGCAUUGAGAGUAAAAUAAUCGUAUAUUUUUUACCAUGUACGUCAAAUUGUGUAUUAAUGCUUUUAAGGUAAUAUAGAAUUAUAUUACAGCGAGCCAUUAGAUAGUGGAAAAUGUAUUCAUACUUACUGUAUUUUCCUGGCUAAUCAUGGCAGCAUUUAAAUCAUGGGUUAGCUCCGCUCCUUACAGCCGAUAGGACAGGAAAAACACAAAAAGGCUUUAAAAGGAGGCUCCAUUCCUAAGGUCCUUAGUCAGUAACAAGCUCUACAAUCGAUACAUAGUAUAUGCUGCCAUGAAUAAUAGCCAUGAAAACAAAAUUACGGUAAGUAUGAAUACAUUUUUAACUUUCCUGGCUAAUGAUGGCAGCAUAUACAUCAUGGGAAUACCCAAGCUAACAAAGGGAGGGACAUUUUGUAAAGUAUGUUUAGGAUUGUAAGAGGAUCUCAAUGACCGUCUCAGGGAUACCUAUACUUAUAGAGACUCCUACAUCAACACCAAAACUUGAGGAUCUUGGUGUGUCAAGGGACCUUGUAGUAGGUCUGGAUGUACUGGAAUUUCCCUUGGAGGUUCCAGAUUAAUCUUACUCAUCAUAGGAAUUUAGAGUCGACGUGGCCGUCCACUGUCACCUUUUGAAUUACCUUUAGGAAAGUUGAAAACAGGAAAAAUAUGUAUAUCAGACUAAAAUGCCAAAUUUGAGUCAGCAUAUCCUGACCUUGAGCAUUUUGGUCCUAAAAUCUAGAAAAAUACUUCUGGCCCUGGUAGUUCCGAGAAAUGGCCAUCAGAUCCAGGUAGGUUAUCAGUCAAAUCUGAGUCAACCCUGAGGAUACGUCGGGACAUAGUUGCCAUUCCACCUUGUCCACAGUUACUCGGCUCAGGUAAUCAGCCAUUGUAUUCUGAGCCCCUGGUUGUUCUUCUGUGCCCAUCAUGGGCUGUAAUUCCCUCAUCAAUAAGUGGCAGUAAAGUCCAACCUUGACGAUUAAUAUGGGAUACGAUCGCAUUGAUAUUUGAGAAAAUUCGGACCCACUUGUUCUUCUGCAACCCUCUGAAGUAAAGAAGAGCUCUGAAAAUGACUUGUAAUUCCAUACAAUUGAAUGGUAAUAUUGUGCCUUCCCUUAUCUACAGACCUUGUGUAACAUGGUCAGAACAGAAUUGUGCAACUAAUCUUUGAAAACUGGAAUCCAAGCUUAUAAUUGACCAAUGAGGUUCUGUUCACUGGAAACCCAGAGAUAUAUUCUCUCUUUUCAGCUACCAGGUAAGGUGUAACUCCACUGAUAGUGAUAUUGGCUGGCUCCAUUUCAUCUUUCUCUUGUUUAACCAAAAUAGGAAGGACCUUUGAGGAAUCCUGAGAUGCCAUUGGGCCCAUCUAACAAGUUUGAUGGUAGAAGCCAGUAUUCCUAGUAGUUGCAUAUACUUUCUCGUUGUUACCAAGUGAGAAUGAAGCAACUGGAAGAGAAAACUUCCACAAUCUGUGGAACUGUUCCUGAGAUAGGGAAAAGGCAGAGCAUAGAAUUUUCCACCCAGAAAUUUCAACCUCUGAGCUGGUGUGAAACUGCUUUUCUUGAUAUUCAUCAAGCAGUCAAACUUCAGGAGUUCUGAAAGAACUAUGUCCCUCUUUGUGUCUGCCUUUUGUGGGUCUGAGGCAACCAGAAGUAGAUCAUCCAGAUAAUGGAACCAGGUGGUGUUCUGGACUCUCAAUAUCACUAUAAGCGCUUAUAAGGUUCUUGUGGCUGCAGUGAAGACAAAUGGUAGGGCACUAAAUUAGAAGUUCUCUUCUGAGAUAAUGCUGAAGAUCUAGGGCUAUUAGAAUGUGAUAGUAAGCAUCCUUGAGAUAUAUAGAGAUAAUUAAAUUAUCCUUCCAAAGUGCUUGAGAUAUGGAUCUGAUUGACUCCAUCCCGAAGACAUUCAGCCUUUUGUUGGCCCUUCUUAGGUCCAGAAUAGGCUUCCAUGUGAUUUUCUUUUAACACCAGAAAAGAGGCGAAUAUUGUCCCUGGAACCGCUCUUUUUAUGCGGGGAUAUUCAAGACACUGGACGUCCUCGAGCAAAGUGUGAGGACGUCCAAUGUCGUGUUGUGGAGUUAAAUGCUGUACAAAUCCAGGCUUUUAUACUGUGAUGCAUUUAAUCCGUGAUGUCUUUAAACUGUGGUACGUUAUGCAACUGUGCCUUACGCUGUGAUGACUUUUAUACUAUGACUGGUACGUCCGAGGUCGGGAAAGGGUUAAAGGCACCCCCUGUAUAAAGUCAUCAUAGUAUAAAAGUCAUCACAGCCUAAGGCACAGUUGCAUAAUGUACCACAGUUUAAAGACAUCACAGAUUAAAUGCAUCACAGUAUAAAAGCCUGGAUUUGUACAUCGUUUAACUCCACAACAUGACAUUGGAGGUCCUCACACUUUGCGCGAGGACAUCCAGUGUCUUGAAUAUCCCCGCAGGAAAACAUUGAUUCACUGUCUUCCUAUGAGGAAGGCCUAAUGAGCACUCGUAUUAGGUUCCCUCGUCGUCUUGAUAAUGCUAAAGGAGGAGAGUGAUCCAGUGCCGAGGGGCCUCAGUUUUGUAUUUAUAACUUUAUAUUAUUCUUUUAACUUCAAAUGCUAGAUCAAGAUAAGCCUGUCUGAAAAAGUAGCUGACUUUCUUUCUCAUUUAUCCCACCUUUAAGGCUAAUUUCUUGAUAGAAUUUGGAACGCUAAAUAUAUUUUUGGGUUUGAAGUGAUAUAGAAGAUUGCGACAUUGGUUUUAUUAAUAUUAUAUAUUUUUUUUUUUGAAGGGCAGUGCAGGAUGCACACCUACUGUCUUUUCUUCACAUCCAAUCAGAUUUGAGAUUCAAGACUGCAUCAGCGUCAAGACAUUCAAAGCCGCGUUCUGUGGUUCCUGCGGCGUGAGACAGUGUGUACCUUAUCAGACUUCAAAUGAACUGGUGGAUUUUCAAUGCAGGACUGGAAUAACCAGGAAAAUGAUGAUGUUUAUUCAUUCGUGUGUAUGUUAUUAGUGUAAGAAUAAGUACACCUGUUAUAACUGCAAAAACAAAGCCAGCCUUUUUAGUACGAAUUACAUUUAUUUGAAAUAAGAACUUGGAUAAAACCAUUAUAUGUUGUCUCGUGGUAAUGUUAAACAUCAAUUUAACAGAAGAAAAAAUUAUAUAACAAAAAACAAACAAAAAUGUGUGUUUCUCCGUUUUAAAAGUAAACGUAUCAUUUUAGAUAUGUUAAAAAUACCUCUGCUGGGUGAAGGUAUUUGAAUCAACUUCAACGAACGCCCCAUAUUUUUUAUUUCCACUGGAAAAAGAACAGCUUGUCUAUUGGGUAUUUUUUUAAUAGAAUUUUUAAAGAUCUAUUUAUGCAGCGUAGCUAAGCCUGAACAUUUUGCAAUAUUGUAUGCUGAUUGACACCAGCGUUAAAUAAACAUCUGAGUCAACUGUUAAAAAUGUCCAGCAAAUGCCAAGGGACACAAUAUGAUUAUAUUAAAUGACAGUCUUAUUGCAUAUAUUGUUCAAACUAAGUUAUUUGCGAUAUACCUAAACCUGGCUAUUUCUUAUAUAGUUCAAUUUUUUUCCAUAGCGCAGCCUGAAACUCUACUAUUACAUGUGUAAAAAGAGGAAAAGGACUGGGUGGACUUUCAGGAUGCCUGUUAUUAUCAAACUUAUUCAGAUUGUUUUCAGACACUCUCUAUAGCAGCGAUUGCCAAACUCUAUUUUUAAGUCUCACCAACAGUCCAGUAUUUAGAAAUUCCCCAUAUCAGUUCCUGUGGGUGUAUUGAUGAAACCUGAACUAUUGGGUGCCACUACUACUUAGAAAUAUUUCUCUCCACGUACUGCGGAAUUUGUAGAAAUACUUUGCAAGUUCUGCUCAUCCUUAGACUGAGACGUUUUGGCACUGUGACCAUUGUUUUAAACUGUUUACUUUAUGAAUAUUUUCACAUUAAGUAUCAAACUAUGCAUUUUAUUUUUUUAUAAAUCAUAUUAUGUAUGUAUUACAAAUAAAUGUUUUUAGUUACUGUUUUUUUGUUGACGUUAUCUAAUUCGUGUGCGCAGGUAAGCAUGGGGAGGGGAUAAUUUGCCGAGGGAAUCAGAGCGAUCCGUUCGAUGCAUAUUAUUGAUCAUGGUUUUGAUUUUAAAAUGAUCUUUCAGAUUUGACUGGUAGAUUGCUUCGUCAUAGGUGUUUUAGGCCAAAUUAUCUCAAAUUGAUGCACAUAUUUCUAUGCCCCAAAAUUUUUAA